Molecule: messenger RNA, 252 nt
Organism: Rotaria sp. Silwood2
Lineage: Eukaryota; Metazoa; Rotifera; Eurotatoria; Philodinida; Philodinidae
Source: the annotation of a GenBank genome assembly
AUGAAUGAUAUUUCGACAAAAUCAUCUGAGUAUCAAUCAUUGGAAACCUUACUUGCACAAAAAAGUCCAUUAUUUCGUUUUCAACAAUUCAGAGAACGUGAAGCAAAAGAAUUAUUUGAUUUACAAUCGAUUCAAUUGUCACAACAACUUCAACAACCAAUAUCAGAAAAAACAAAUAUUUCAGAAAAAACACGUAUACUUACAAGUGCUAAACCUACAAAUCAACGACCAACGUCACGAUUAAAAGACUAA